AUGUCCGAUGAUGAGUCGACCGGCGAAUCUAUUCCGUACGAAGAUGCUUCCGUAGCUAAGAGGCCGGUAAAGGAGGAGAAAGACGACGACAAUGAAGACGACGAGGACGAUGAAGAAGAGGAGGACGUAUACCACGUCGAGAAAAUUGUCGGCCAUGAAUGGGGAAAGAAGGGUCAGCUGCUUCUUCAGGUGAAAUGGAAAGGAUAUGAUGACCCUGCCGAUGAGACGUUUGAACCGGAGGAGAAUCUUGAUGGUGCGAAAGACGCGGUCAAAGAGUACUUCGACAAAAUCGGUGGUCGUCCAGAGAAGCCUCAAUCCAAGAAGCGCAAGUCCAUGGUGGGAAGACCCCGAAAGUCAACAACCCCCGAAAAAUCACAACCGAACAAGCGGAGAAAGUCCCGCGCAAAUGACUCGCCAGAAGUGCAGCCCGAAGAGGAUAGUGACUCGAGCGCAUGGGCGCCCAAAUCUAAGAACUGGGAGAAGGAGGUGGACAAUGUCGACACAAUCUUCCGCGAGCCGGGCACGUCGAAUCUGCUUGCAAUCCUAAACUGGAAGAAUGGCAAAAAGUCCAAGGUCCUCAUUGGAACUUGCUACGAACGAUGCCCUCGAAAGAUGCUUGAAUUCUACGAGUCUCAUUUGGUCUUCAAAGAAGGUUGA
Aspergillus saccharolyticus JOP 1030-1 is the source of this 657-nucleotide messenger RNA. RefSeq names its product chromo domain-containing protein. The record is from RefSeq and is a predicted model, not a curated record. The coding region runs from base 1 to 657 and encodes 218 amino acids. Gene Ontology annotation, biological process: chromatin organization; negative regulation of transcription by RNA polymerase II. The transcript is spliced from 6 exons. NCBI's taxonomy places the organism in Eukaryota, Fungi, Ascomycota, Eurotiomycetes, Eurotiales, Aspergillaceae. Gene Ontology annotation, molecular function: chromatin binding. Gene Ontology annotation, cellular component: nucleus; pericentric heterochromatin.